Drosophila eugracilis is the source of this 1983-nucleotide messenger RNA. Its product is annotated as cilia- and flagella-associated protein 157. Gene Ontology annotation, molecular function: microtubule binding. The transcript has a single exon. The record is from RefSeq and is a predicted model, not a curated record. Gene Ontology annotation, cellular component: ciliary basal body; cilium. The coding region runs from base 109 to 1905 and encodes 598 amino acids. NCBI's taxonomy places the organism in Eukaryota, Metazoa, Arthropoda, Insecta, Diptera, Drosophilidae.
ACACAGUACGAUGGGUAUAAAAAUUCCGAUACAAUUUGUUUUAAAAAUCACAAAUACACGUUAAAAUUCAAAGACAGUCAAGUCGGAUAACGAAAAGAAAGCCACAAGAUGCCGCCGAAGGUUAAGAAGGAGAAGAAGGAUGUGAACAAGGUGACCCAAGUGGACAGGACAUUCUACGAGUUGACUAUCACAGAUCUAAACCAAAAGUUGGCCCGCCUGCGAGCCCACUUGACCAACGUCGAUGAGACCAAUAUUACGCUCACGGAGAAACUCAAAGAUGUUGAAUCCGAUGGCGUGGAUGUGGCAGCCCAUUUGGAACGGACUUUGGCGGAGAGGAACAAUUCAAUAACCGAACUGGAGGAACGCCUAGUGGAGAUUACUAAGGUGCGGGAUGUGGAGAACCGUUUGGCCCAGGAAAAGAUUGGUGACCUAGAAGCCAAGUACAAGGCUAUGCAUGACCAAUUGACCUCCGAGAUAAAGUUACUUAAUGGCAAGCUGAACUCUCUCGAUGAAUUUCGCAUCCAAAGGGAUGUCCUGCUGGCCAAGUUUGAUGAACAGGAGGCGGAUCUUAACGAAAGGGAAAAGGAUCACAAGGAGGCACUGUACAAUAUGGAACAGCGAGCGGUGGUGGAAAAGGAUGCUCUUAAAAAGGAAGUGGAACAAAAGUUGCUCCAAGUCUCGGAGGAUUUCACCCGCUCCAGUGAGAUCCGUAAUGCUGGCUACACCCGUCGUCUGAUUCGCGAGAAUAUUGCCUUACAAAAGGAGAUCGAUCUUCUGGUCAUGUCGCAGAUAAAACUCCAGCAGGCUUAUACAAACCAAAAGUCCAAGCACAAGGAGAUGGAGGAACAGUACAGUGCCCUUGAUCAAAUCAAGAAUGAGUUGGUCCGAAACUCCGUUAACAAGAUCAAGAUCAUUGAGGGUCUAACCCGGAACUACGAGAAACUCAAAGCCAAGUAUGUGGAGGUGUUGAGGUACAAGAAGGCCUAUGAAUCCCAUUUACAGGCAGAAAAGUGUGAGAACGUUAAACAGAAGGAUGCAGCUGGAAAACUUCGGACUCUGGCCAAGCGAAUGGAGAUUGUAGAGCUAGAAAAUCGAAAUUUGGAUGUGGUUCAUGCUCAGCAUGAGAUUGAAAUCACCCGACUGCGUGGAGUCAUCCAGGAGAUUAAGUGCACGGUACGCGAUGCCAUUGUGGCGGAACAGGCAGCCAAGGCCUUCCCGGAGAGAUUGAACGAGGCCAAUGUUGAUGACCCCGCGGUUAUACAAGAAGUUCGAGAAGAGGCCAUCUCCGUUUGCAAGCUGAAACGCGGCGAUUUACUCUCCACACUUCUGAACAUUGUUAGCUCCCACUCGGAGGAUCUUCCAAGGACUCCAUCGAUUGCCUCCAUCGGCAGUGCCACCUCAUCGCUAUAUGCACCCGGUAAAAUGGGCUUUAUGCCCACCCGACCCAAACCAACACCCUUCGAUGCCUUCCGUAGCGAGGUCGUUGACCACAAGCCGGAUACCACCAUUCCUGAAGACUUGCAGAAGCAAAAGGCUCAGGAUAAGUACAUUCCCUUGCGCGGCGACGAGAACACUAUCAUUGAUGUGGAGUUUGGAACCACUUUGUAUGUCUCAUCUUCACGCGAAGACGAUCUUAUCGAAGUGGAGGAAGAACCCCUGGAGGAGCCGGAGGGAUCUAGCAGUUCCAUGUCCGUAAAGAAGGCUAGCAGCGAAGGUUCUGCUGCGCCUCCUGCAACUGCACCUCUCGUCGCAUCCACGUCAGCUAGGGAUAUCAAAUUAGUCCCCAGCAUGGGAACAUUAGACACCCUUACGGCCACUUCUAAAUUGACGGGCGUUACCACCGAGGAUGAGGGCGAGGAGGGUGAAGGCGAAGAAGAGGACUUCGAAGUACAAUUCUUCUACUAAAAUUCCUUGAAAUUUAUGUUUACUAUUUGUUCCACCAUUGUUGAGAAUUAGAAAAUAUAUGUAAAUAUAUAUUUGAAU